AUGCAAGCAAAUCUGAAGCUGAAGGCAACCUUGCCUCGAUCCAAGGACAAGGACGCCGGCGGCAAUACCAAGGACGAAGAGAAAGAAGUCGAACUGAACUUGGACCUUUCAUGGCUAGCCAAUCUCAUCAACAUCGGGCCAGUUGUCGUAGUACCUAAGAGGAAGCUUCUGGUGCUGGGGCUUGCCGGGUUGCUCUGCGAACCGGUCAUGAAACGUGGAAACUCGUUUCGAACCUUCAAGGGUUGGAUGCUGAAAGGACAGAAUCCUGCCACAACUGUUUACGCCACUUGGCCUAACAACGCAGGCCACGAGAACUUUGUAGUUUACAAAAGGCCUCACUGCCAGGAGUUCUUGAAGUUCUGCCUUGAAAGGUUCGACGUGGCAAUCUGGUCAACUGCUGAGAAAUGGUACACAGACAAUGCUCUGGACUGUGUGAUGAGCGGUUUGAAGAUGAGUGACUUCUUGUUCAUUUGGAAUAGAGAAGAGUGCAAGAACUCGGGAAUCAAGAUAUUGAACAAUAACAACGAAUCCAUAUUCCUGAAAGAGUUUAACAAGGUUUUCCAGAAACGUUGGGGGCUUAGAUAA
Molecule: messenger RNA, 585 nt
Organism: Linum trigynum
Lineage: Eukaryota; Viridiplantae; Streptophyta; Magnoliopsida; Malpighiales; Linaceae
Source: the annotation of a GenBank genome assembly